Molecule: messenger RNA, 8200 nt
Organism: Xenopus tropicalis (tropical clawed frog)
Lineage: Eukaryota; Metazoa; Chordata; Amphibia; Anura; Pipidae
Gene: uba6
Product: ubiquitin-like modifier activating enzyme 6
Exons: 33
Coding region: 207-3320 (1037 amino acids)
Biological process (GO): protein modification by small protein conjugation; ubiquitin-dependent protein catabolic process; protein ubiquitination
Molecular function (GO): ubiquitin-like modifier activating enzyme activity; FAT10 activating enzyme activity
Source: RefSeq, a predicted model, not a curated record
GCAUUAUUUUCCCCACAAUCUCUAACGUCUGCAGCCAGAUGCCCCUCCCCUGUGUGUAUGUCACACUAUCUUGCUUGUAUGUGCCUGUAGUAUGAUGCAUAGCAGGCUGGAAUGGUUGAACAAUUGGAUCAGCAAGUAUUCUGGCUUACCUCCUGGGGUGGAGCCUGCAGCCACCUUGCAGACAAGUAUGAGGAAGAGAAGGCAGGAUGCAAAAGAGAUUAGGCAAACUUGUACACCAGGCAGCAAAAUAUACUGACCAAAUUAUGGCAGCAGAAUCAACUGAAAUUGAUGAUGGUUUAUAUAGUCGGCAGAGAUAUGUUCUGGGUGAUACAGCCAUGCAGAAGAUGGCUCAGUCUCAUGUUUUCCUUAGUGGAAUAGGUGGACUUGGAGUUGAGAUCGCAAAGAACAUUGUUUUAGCUGGAAUUAAGGCUCUCACAAUCCACGACAACAGAAAAUGUGAAAUGUGGGAUCUUGGAACAAAUUUCUUUAUCAAGGAAGAUGAUGUUAAAAAUAAAAAAAAUAGGGCAGAAACAUGUCUUCCACACAUUGCAGAGCUUAACCCUUAUGUACAUGUUGAGUCUUCCACCGUGCCACUGGAUGACCUUUCAUUUUUGAAGCAUUAUCAGUGUGUAAUAUUAACUGAAACCAGGCUGUCUCUGCGAAAGAAGAUCUGUAAUUUCUGCCAUGCUCAACAACCACCCAUAAAGUUUAUCAGUUCAGAGGCCUUUGGUAUUUGCGCAUACCUCUUUUGUGACUUUGGAAAUGAAUUUGAGGUAACAGACACUACUGGAGAAGAGCCAAAAGAAAUCUUUAUUUCAAAUAUAACACAGUCAACUCCAGGAGUGGUAACCUGCUUUGAAAAUCGUCCACACAAACUGGAAAAUGGACAGUUCGUAACUUUCCGAGAAGUCAAUGGAAUGACUUCUUUAAAUGGAUCCAGGCACCAGAUCACAGUUAUAUCUCCAUAUUCAUUCAGCAUUGGUGAUACAGCUCACAUGGAACCCUAUCAACAUGGAGGAAUAGCAGUGCAGAUUAAAAUGUUUAAAACAUUUUCCUUUGAAACACUGGAAAUGCAAUUAGAAAACCCAACAUACCUCACUGUGGAUUUCAGUAAACCAGAGGCACCUUUGAAUAUUCAUACUGCAAUGCUGGCACUAGAUUAUUUUCAAGAGAAGCACAACCGCCUUCCAAAUAUAGGGUGCCUUCUGGAUGCUGAAGAGAUGCAGAAGUUAGCAAGAUCUGUAACUGAAGUCUUAAAGAACAAGCCUCUGCUGGAUGAGAACCUGGUAAAAUGGUUGUCUUGGACAGCUCAAGGAUUGUUAACGCCACUUGCAGCUGCAAUAGGUGGCAUUGUUAGCCAGGAAGUUUUGAAAGCAGUGACAGGAAAAUUUUCUCCAUUGCAACAAUGGCUCUUUAUUGAUGCUUUGGACAUUGUUCACUCCCUGGAAACAGCAAAUCGUGAUGAAUUUCUUCCAAGAGGAGACAGAUAUGAUGCCUUAAGGGCUUGCAUAGGAGACACAUUUUGCAAGAAGAUUCACAACAUAAAUGUGUUCCUGGUUGGAUGCGGUGCAAUUGGGUGUGAAAUGUUGAAGAAUUUUGCACUUUUAGGGGCUGGAAGUGGCUCAGAGCGUGGGCUGAUUACAGUAACAGACCCUGACUUAAUUGAAAAAUCUAACCUGAACAGGCAGUUUCUCUUCCGACCCAAACACAUUCAGAAACCUAAAAGCUAUACUGCUUCUGCUGCAACCCUCAACAUCAACCCACAAUUAAAAAUUGAUCCGCGGUUAGACAAGGUCUGCCCUGCAACUGAGAACAUUUUUGAUGAUGAGUUCUGCACCAGACAGGAUAUUAUAGUGACUGCUUUGGACAAUGUAGAGGCAAGAAGAUACAUUGACAGUCGUUCAGUGUCAAAUCUUCGACCCCUUCUUGACUCUGGAACCAUGGGGACUAAAGGGCACACAGAAGUUGUUAUACCUCACUUAACUGAAUCUUACAACAGCUAUCGGGAUCCCCUUGAUGAAGAAAUACCAUUUUGUACUUUAAAGUCCUUUCCAGCAACUAUUGAGCAUACAAUACAGUGGGCAAGAGAUAAGUUUGAAAGCUCAUUCUCCCAUAAACCAUCAUUAUACAACAAAUUUUGGCAGACUCAUUCUUCUGCACAGCAUGUCCUACAGAGAAUACAGUGUGGCGACAGUUUAGAAGGUUGUUUUCAUGUUGUUAAAUUGCUAAAUCGGAAACCUAGAAAUUGGACCCAGUGUUUGGAGCUUGCAAGGCACAAGUUUGAAAAGUACUUCAGACACAAGGCGCAACAGUUACUACAUUCUUUCCCUCUGGACACACAAUUAAAAGAUGGCACUUUAUUUUGGCAGUCACCAAAGCGACCACCUACUCCAGUACACUUUGAUGCAAAAGACCAACUGCAUCUCAGUUUUAUAGUUAGUACCGCCAAAUUGCUUGCAGAAGUGCACAGCAUCCCUUUAACUGAAAAGGAUGUAUCAAAAGAGGCCAUCAUAAAAAUAAUAUCAGAAAUGCCAAUUAAAGAAUUCACACCAUCAAAUAAGAUUGUAGAAACAGAUGAAACUGUGAAAAAACCUGACCAAAUUCCAGUAAGCAGUGAAGACGAACGGACUGCAGUUAGUCAGCUGGAGAAGGCUAUUGCAGAUGGUCAUGUGUCUAAAUCGGAUCUCCAGCUGAUUCCAUUAUCAUUUGAAAAGGAUGAUGACGGCAAUGAGCAUAUCUCCUUCAUCACUGCAGCAUCCAACCUAAGAGCUAAGAUGUAUAACAUUGAUCCUGCUGAUCGAUUUAAGACCAAGCGUAUUGCAGGGAAGAUCAUUCCUGCUAUAGCUACAGCUACUGCAGCAGUUUCAGGCCUGGUUGCUCUGGAGUUGAUAAAAGUGGUAGGAGGACACCCGUUUGAAGUUUACAGAAAUUGCUUUUUCAAUCUUGCAAUUCCAAUUAUUGUGUUUACUGAAGCUGCAGAAGUAAGAAGAACAAAUAUCAGAAAUGGCAUUUCUUUUACCAUCUGGGACAGGUGGACAAUUUAUGGAAAGGAAGACUUUACCCUUUUAGAUUUCAUUAAUGCAGUCAAAGAGCAGUAUGGUAUUGAACCAACAAUGGUAAUACAAGGAGUCAAAAUGCUUUAUGUUCCAGUUAUGCCUGGUCACGCAAAAAGACUGAAACUAACGAUGCACAAACUUGUAAAGCCAGGGAUAAGCAGAAAAUAUGUUGACCUGACUGUGUCUUUUGCACCAGAAAGAGACGAAGAAGAAGAUUUGCCUGGACCGCCUGUGCGAUAUUACUUCAGCCAGGAGGACAAUUAAUGGAUAAUAUGAUUGUGCCCCAUCCCCCCCCCCCCCCCCAAUAAGUAUCUCUGUCAGUACUACUUGUAGGUGAAGCCUUAAUUGAGAGGAACAAAUGAAAAUGGUACUAUUGCACUAUUGUUUUACACAAAAGUAGCAUCCCUAGUGCUUUCUUAUAUGCGGUAAUGUAUAGCCACUUCACUGUGGAAUUGGGAUGCAUAUCACCAUGCUUUAACCCAAAAAAUAAAAACCAUAUGCAGAAGUAAGGACCAAGAAACCCUUUUUUGCAUCUUCAUUUUCUGUACCUCUUUGCUGAAAUUUUUUUCAGUAAAUUAUUAUAGAUUUAUUAGAUAUUCACUUUAUAUGUGCCUUGGAAUGUGUACAUGUGCAAAGAAAUAUUUCUGUCAGCAUUGUGGCCCAGUUCUGGUGCUCAUAAAUAAGGUAUUUGGUAGUUGUUUUGCAGGCUAUUAAUUAUAGUUAUAAUAACUUGGUUUGCCAAGUACUGUAUGAAGAUAAUAUGACCAACUAGAGAGCGUCAGUGUCACCAUUAUACAGUGUGCAUGUGAAUAUUACAGUAAGUUGGCCAGACAUAGUUAAACAUAAAUACAAUUCUGUUAUUUUUAGCUAUUUAAAUUCUUUAAUGAUUUAAAGGUAAACAUUUUUUUAUCAAAGGUUGUAGAAGUGGUUGUUAGUCCAACUCUAAAAAAAAAAAGUAUAGUAAUAAUUAUUUUUCUUCUGUGCACACUACAAAACAACUAUUGUAAAAGUUUUAAAGAUUUUUUUUUUUGCAUGUUUUGUGUGAACAAGCAGAGUAUACUAGUGAAUAAUUUAUAAAUAUAUGGUGAAAUAUAUCCUAUGUUUGCCACUUUCUGAUGCCAUUUAGGUGAAAAUAGAUGGAUGUUUUUGCUCAUGUUAAUACUGAACCCCCAGAUAAACACCUGCUUUUUGUGAUCUGUAGGUAAAAAUAUUGCAGUUUGGGCCCAUGCCAUAAGAGUUAGUGGUAGAAAUAUUUCAGCCUUUCUCAGACCAAUGACUGAAUUUGCAGGUUUAUAGAUCAGUAUAGACACUCAGUUGAGUGCAUGAUAAUAGUGGCUUUUCAAAUAUUCUUGUCUUAUAUACAGAUCACCCCUAAGUCAGAAUCAGAAAGCAUUAUGGGGCAGAUUUAUGAAAAAAAUGUAAUCCAAGAAAAAAAAUUGUGAGCGCAGGAAAAACACAGACAAAACGCAAGCAACUGUUUACAUUUUUUCUCGAACGCUAGCUUAUUUAAGUAAAAACUUUAACUGAAUAGUCAAGUGUGUUUUCCCUAAAAAAAAAGUCACACACUAGUGUAAAUCAAAUAUUUCCAUACAUUUUCAACGAGGCUGAAUGAUAUCCCAUCCCAUGUCACUUGUUCAUACAUUGGCCACAUCUGUUAAAGAGCAGUUUAAGAAUCGUAUUUCUUUUUUCCCAGUAAAUUGGUAAAAUAAAUAAACAGUUGUUAGAGAAUAUUCAUAUAGAUUUCUAUACAACUUCAUCAGCUUCUACAUGAUGAGUUUUUUCUAGUGAAUUUUCAUUUUUUUUUUUUAAAUGUUUUUAAAAAAAAAGUUUUAUACAAAAUACACAUUUUUUCACUGCAUUCCUCUCGAAUUGAGAAAAAAAAGCAAUUCCAAAAAAGUGAUUCCAUACCCCCUACUGUUACAUCUAAAAUAUUAGAAGUCACCUAGGAGUUCUUUGACCUUAAGAGAGGAGUAAACAGCCUGAUGUUAAAAUCAGAAUACAUAUUCUCUGUCGUGGAAGCCAUUCAGAAACAAAAACUGUAAAAAAACUGUGUAAGAUAAAUGGCGAAAUUAUGAGGCUAAUGCCACAUGUAGCAUAGUUAGCGUAUUCUCAACAAGCUGAAAAACUUGCCUAAAAUACGCUGCGUGCGCUUUAAAAUUCUCCUACCUGUGCCUGCACCCGAUAGUAUGAAUACGCUCAGGUGCAGGCACAUGUAGCCGAUAUCCGCCGAAAAUGCGAAGUUUCACGGUUUUUGACGGAUAUCAGCUAUAUGUGCCUGCACCUGAAUGUAUUCAAUGCUAUUGGGUGCAGGUACAGGUAGGAGGAUUUUGAAGUGUAUGUAGCAUAUUCUAGGAAAGAGUUUUUCAGCUUGCCGAGAAUACGCUCCAUGUGGUAUUAGCCUUAAGGUGUGUUUUAUUUUACGCUGUCUGAUUACCAGAUUUGACACCAUUAUUUCUGGCAGAAGUUGCUCUCAGAAAAAACUUUACUCCAUUUUUUACAUGGCAAAGCCUGGUGAUGUGUGCCGUUUUUUACACAGCAUAAAAAUCUGCCCCAUGGUGUGUAGUAGCAAUAUCAUGUGUACCUAUACCACUACUGUAUCAAUUGGCAGAAAAAUGGUUGUAAAACUGUCUGAAGAAAAUUCUUAAUAUAGUGAUUUGUAGUGAUAUGUCUGUCCCUUGCUGCCACUUCUGACAAGGCUUGGAACGGCUCCCCAGCAUGGGCAAUAAAAAAACAAAAGAGAAGUGUAAUAUCUGUGCAACUAUUUCCCAAAAAUGAAGACAGACACACAGGUGACAGGAAGGCCAUAUUGGAUGGCAAUUCUUGCAAUCCAUUAAGGGAAGAUUAUAAAAACGCUGAUGAAACACAACUCUGGUUAUUUCUUGCAAAGACUGGUGCCAUGUUUGGCAACUAUCUGAACUAUGCUGUGGUGUAUUAGAUGGCAAUGCAGAGCUUUCACUGACAUUUGUAAGAAGCAGCCAAAAUCUAACAUCAGGAUAGGCAUCAGAUAGUACCACUAAUGGUAUAUUUGUUAUUUGCUAUAUUUUUUAUUUUGCUUAUUGCCUAUGCAGAGAGGAGAGAGUGCAGAAGCCGACCACUCUGAUUUCAACAGGUUUGGAGAUCAUGGCAGAACAGUAAGAAGGACACAAAACAAUAACAAAUAUGUAAUUAACAGUACUAUCUGAUGCUGAAAGGACCUAUCCUGAUGUUAUAUUCUGGCUAAAAUCUAUGGUGUCAGCAUUUUUGGGAAAUAGUUGCACAGAUAUUACACUACUCACUGGGUUUUGUAUUGCACAUGCUGGGGAGCAAUCUGAAGUCCUCCCAAGACUUGAAAGAAUUGGCAGGAAGGACAGGCAUUUCACUAUGUUUGAAUUUUCUUUAGAAAAUGUUACAGCCAUUUUUCUUGCAGUUAAUACAGUAGUGACUUCUAAGACUAAUUUUUUCAUCUUUCAUGAGCCCCAGUAACAUAAUAUUUAAUAUGAUCCCAGCUGCACUUCCUGCUUUCCUUUAUGUGUGGCUACUAUGCACUGCUGUAGCCUCAAGGGUUGCCACCUGUUCGGUUUUGACCUGAAGAGUUUUUUUUUUUUUUUAACCUGUCCGGGUCUCUACUGUCAGCCUUGUGAAACCCAAACAAUAAUUUUAAAUUAAAAAUACUUAAAUAUUAUGAUACUGUGAUUUUUUCUAUAAACAUGGCUUAUUUAUCAUCAAGUACAGUUUUAUGAACCGGGCAUCCACUUUUUCAAAGAGCUGUCUGUUUCAUACAGAUAUCCAGCCAGUUGCAUCUAAGAGAUGCAAUAACCCUACCCCAUUGUUAUAACCCAAUUUAACAUCAAUGUGCCGACCCCUGACAUCAUCAUGCCCACCCCCAGUAUCGAUGCCCCACCCCUGGGGUCAUCAUCCCCGCCCCCCUUGUUUAGGUUUAGCCACCAGCAAAGGUGGCAACCCUAGUAGCUUCUUCUUUCUUAUUUUGUUAACUCUCAUCUGACAGUUGGUAUAUUAAUUUGUAAUAAGUCUAUAAUACUAAAAAACUGACUAGAAUAGCUAGUAAGUCGCAGUCAUUAUUGUCUAUGAAGUACCAGCAUAUAUCAUUACAUUGGCAUGCUUGAAUAUGCCAACAUUUUGUUGCAAUAAAACCUCCUAAAAAGCAUAUAGCUGGUGGGGAAACAUACGUGGCACAGCUACUUUCUGAAGUACUGUAGCUUAAAGUUUCCUCGAGGCGCAACUUCGGAAAGCUGAAGCGAUGCAUUUGUUUUCCCCUGCAGUAGAGGGCAACUAAUCUCAUCUGUCAUUGCCCUUAAGCAGUUGAAAAAGUGGAUUAUGGAUAAUUUUGAGGUUUGCUUGAGUUGUUUGGCUCCUAGUAAUUUAUUCUUUGUGCGGGCUAAACAAAGACUGGGUUUUAAUAAUGGUGCCCAGUAAAUCAUUUGUUUUAAGUUUGUAUUAAGUUAUUCUUUACCACUGUAGGAUGAUCUUAUAUGUGACACUUCUGUCCUAAUGUGGUUUCUGUGUCAAUUAAGUGAACACUUUUAUUGCAUACCAAUGUCAGGCAGCACUCUCGGACUUUAUGCUAUUCUCAAGCUAUGCAGGUGUCUCCGAUUCCUGAUUUCACGUGAUCCAGACAGAGAACCUUGCUCUCACCAUAUUCUUAAUUUAGUAGGUAUGUACCAAAUCCGGGAUUCAACUGAAACCCAGCACUAGUUUUUGCUGAAACCCAACUAUUCAGCCAAAUGAAUCCCUUAAACCUCGAGUCAUGUGACUUUAAAGCUCUAGAGGUCAUUUGUUUGAUCACAAUUGAUGCAUUGUUUUCAUUUCUCAAAUUUUAAAAGCAAAUGAUUGUUUACUAUUAAGGCAUGGAUCAUUCAAAUACUUACAGAUUCAUUGUAUCCCUUCUUUUCAGAGAAACUGUAUAAUUGUUAAGAAACAAAAGGAAAAAGAAUAUAAUCUCAGUUAUCCUAACAUUUUUGUUACUGUUAUUACUGUCCUUCUUUUGUGCUCAGGGGCUUUAACUGCCAUAUGCAGUUAAUGCCAACACAUUGUGAUAAGUUUGCAAUUACAAAGUAUUUGUAAGAUGUAUUCAUUUAAAUGGAAGUCUGCCUUUUUUUAGUUUAUAGAUUAAUUUAGAUAGCUUAAUAAAACUGGUAUUUUUUACA